Messenger RNA from Haliotis rufescens (red abalone), 859 nucleotides. Its product is annotated as 40S ribosomal protein S3. The coding region runs from base 58 to 786 and encodes 242 amino acids. Lineage: Eukaryota; Metazoa; Mollusca; Gastropoda; Lepetellida; Haliotidae. The record is from RefSeq and is a predicted model, not a curated record. Gene Ontology annotation, cellular component: nucleus; cytosolic small ribosomal subunit. Gene Ontology annotation, biological process: positive regulation of apoptotic signaling pathway; translation. The transcript is spliced from 6 exons. Gene Ontology annotation, molecular function: RNA binding; structural constituent of ribosome.
UACACUUCCGAUUUGCGCGCGCACCUCUCCUACUUCCUUUUCACAUUGCCAGCCAAAAUGGCACAUCAGGUUUCCAAGAAAAGGAAGUUUGUGGCUGAUGGAAUAUUCAAGGCCGAAUUGAAUGAGUUCCUGACUCGGGAGCUGGCCGAGGAUGGCUACAGUGGCGUGGAGGUCCGUGUGACCCCAACCAGGACUGAGAUCAUCAUCCUGGCCACCAGGACACAGAACGUGCUGGGCGAGAAGGGCAGGAGGAUCCGGGAGCUCACCUCGGUGGUCCAGAAGAGGUUCAACUUCCCUGAAGGGACUGUUGAAUUGUAUGCUGAGAAAGUUGCCACUCGUGGUUUGUGCGCCAUUGCUCAGUGUGAGUCACUUCGAUACAAGCUGAUUGGAGGACUUGCCGUCAGGAGAGCCUGCUAUGGUGUGCUGCGAUUCAUCAUGGAGAGCGGUGCCAAGGGUUGCGAGGUUGUCGUGUCUGGCAAACUGAGAGGUCAGAGAGCAAAGUCCAUGAAGUUCGUUGAUGGUUUGAUGAUCCACAGUGGUGAACCUCUGAAUGAUUACGUGGACACAGCUGUCAGGCACGUCCUGCUCCGACAAGGUGUGUUGGGUAUCAAGGUAAAAAUCAUGUUGCCCUGGGAUCCAACUGGAAAGAUUGGACCACGUCGCCCCCUCCCCGAUCACGUCAGCAUCGUUGAGCCCAAGGAUGAGCCUGCCCCAGCUCAACCUUACAGUGAGCAGAAGGGAGCUAAGCCCUCAGCAGAUGCUGCUCCAGCACCACCUAUUGUGUAAUAAGAAAGAUGCUGUUAUCACGUUGACAGUAAGACAUGUAAAAAGCUCCUGUGAAAAUAAAUCUUGGGGAUUA